Messenger RNA from Abrus precatorius (Indian licorice), 1198 nucleotides. RefSeq lists its product as uncharacterized. The transcript is spliced from 2 exons. Lineage: Eukaryota; Viridiplantae; Streptophyta; Magnoliopsida; Fabales; Fabaceae. The record is from RefSeq and is a predicted model, not a curated record. Bases 210 to 755 code for a protein of 181 amino acids.
GUGUACAAGCUGUCACCUCUCUCUCUCUUCUCUCUCUCUCUCUCCUCGCUUGCUACGCCUUCUCCUUCUUCUCUUCCCAAUCCCAAAACCCAUAUCACUGAUCCUCCCACCUCCAAACCUCAAAAACUCAAAAACCAACAACGUUAUUCUUCCAUCACCCACAAAAACGAAUACCAUAAAAUCCCACAAAACAAGUCACCAUACAAACCAUGUCUUUCUUCCAUUACAUCACCAUUCACCUACUUCUCCUAACUUGUUUUCAUUCCGCACGUGCGAGCACGACCACCACCUCGAAUGCGAGCACCAUCUACGAGGUUCUGAGCGAGCACGGUCUCCCAAUGGGUCUGUUCCCAAAGGGAGUCAAAGAGUUCGAGUUAGGGAACGAUGGUCACUUCUGGGUACACUUGGAUCAAGCGUGCAACGCCAAGUUUGAGAACGAGUUGCAUUACGAGCGAAACGUUUCGGGCUUCCUCAGCUACGGCAUGAUCGAUGCUUUGAGUGGCUUAGAGGCUCAGGAUCUCUUCCUCUGGUUCCCCGUCAUGAGCAUCCGCGUCGACCUUCCUAGCUCUGGCUUGAUUUACUUCGAUGUUGGUGCCGCUUACAAAAGAUUCUCCUUGUCCCUCUUCGAAACGCCACCUGAAUGUGUUGCCGUUCGUUCUCACCCUCAAGAUCACCUUCCACCUGCUUCUAAGGGUCAAUCUGGAAAGCUUCAGUAUAAACUUGAUCAGGGAACCUCUGGAAGUGAUGUUCUAUAGACCGUGCAGAAAAGGGUGAAUGAACUUUUCCUGUAGCACAACCAUCAUAGAUGCUCCAAUCAGAUUGUAUGCCUUCGGAGAGUAUAAAUUAAUAGGUCCAUUGAUUUGGACCUGCUGUGUUGUUUGUGUUAUCUCCCUAUAUAGUGCAGAGUUAGUGUAGUAGAGGCAACCUGUGUCUUGGUAAUUUAUUGAUUCACAGGUACUUAUAUAAAGGGAAGCGUUUCUGAUUGAGAAGAUAGUGAUAAUGGAGCAUUUUGUUGAAAUGGAUUCAGGUGAAAAGUCCGCAAAGAUUUUGUUGUAUGUCAGAUGUUAUUGUAUUAUAAGAAUAUAUUGGGGUGUUUAGUUGAAUCAAAUUUAUGAUAUUUGUUUAAAAUAGAUAGAGACUUGAUAUGAAAAUUCGUUAUUAGAAUUUACAUGUUAUCGAUUUUGUGAAUACAUUUAUC